UUCUUACUGUGGCUGAGAAAUCGACAGUCCAGUUGGGUCCCAGCUCAGUGAGUCCCUGCUGCAAGAAGUGAGCAAGGGGAACUCCAGGGAGCCCAGGACCGCCACAGGGUACCCACCCUGCCCCGAGAAGCCCCUCCAGAGGUCAGGGGCAGAGCAGGUGCAGAGACGCUGCAGCCACUCACUGCUCAGCCUCCUGAAUGAUGCCCACCCCAUGCUCCCUAACCUCCAGCCUGGCCCUCCUGGUGCUGCUGGGCACUGUCAGGGCAGGCCCCUUCUCUCCAAGGUUCAACAUAACGCGCCCAGGCCCUCGGCCCCCACCCCAGCCAGGAGGUCAUACAGCAGAGCCAGGAGUGGGGAGCCCCUCUGCUCAGCUUUAUGAGCACACUGUGGAAGGAGGGGAGAAGCAGGUGGUGUUCACCCACCGCAUUAACCUGCCCCCUUCAGCUGGCUGUGGCUGCCCCCCAGGCACUGAGCCCCCUGCCCCUGCCUCAGAGGUGCAGAGCCUGAAGGUCCGUCUAGAGAUCCUGGAGGAGCUGGUGCAGGGACUCAAAGAACAGUGCACCGGGGGAUGCUGUCCUGUCACUGCCAAGGCUGGCACAGGUCAGACCGACACCCGCAGCCUCUGCAGCCUGCACGGCGUGUUUGACCUCAGCCGCUGCGCCUGCUCCUGCGAGCCGGGCUGGGGUGGGCCCACCUGCUCCGACCCCACCGACGCCCCGGUGUCCCCCUCCUCGUCGCCGUCCUGCCCAGAUGACUGCAAUGACCAGGGUCGCUGUGUCCGCGGUCGCUGCGAGUGCUUCCCUGGUUACACAGGCCCGAGCUGCAGCUGGCCCUCCUGCCCCGGGGACUGUCAUGGUCGCGGGCGCUGCGUGCAGGGCGUGUGCGUCUGUCGGCCGGGCUUCUCGGGCGCCGACUGCAGUCUGCGCGCCUGCCCGCGGGGCUGCAGUCAGAAGGGGCGCUGCGAGGACGGGCGCUGCGUGUGCAACCCGGGCUACACGGGCGACGACUGCGGCGUCAAGAGCUGUCCCCGGGACUGCAGCCAGAGGGGGCGCUGCGAAAAUGGGCGCUGCGUGUGCAACCCGGGCUACACGGGCGACGACUGCGGGGCGAGGAGCUGCCCUCGGGGCUGCAGCCAGAAGGGGCGUUGCGAGGACGGGCGCUGCGUGUGCGAGCCGGGCUACACGGGCGCCGACUGCGGCUCGCGGAGCUGCCCGUGGGACUGCGGCGAGGGCGGGCGCUGCGUGGACGGCCGCUGCGUGUGCUGGCCCGGCUACGCGGGUGACGACUGCAGCAGGCGCACCUGCCCGCGGGACUGCCACGGCCGUGGGCGCUGCGAGGACGGCGAGUGCCUGUGCGACGCGGGCUACAGCGGCGACGACUGCGGGGUGCGCAGCUGCCCCGGAGACUGCAGCCAGCGCGGGCGCUGCGAGGACGGGCGCUGCGUGUGCUGGCCGGGCUACACCGGGCCCGAUUGCGGCGCCAAGAGCUGUCCUCGGGACUGCCGCGGCCGCGGGCGCUGCGAGGCCGGCGUGUGCGUGUGCCACCCCGGCUACGGCGGCGACGACUGCGGGGUGCGCAGCUGCCCCGGGGACUGUCGCGGGCGCGGGCGCUGCGAGAGCGGCCGCUGCGUGUGCUGGCCGGGCUACACUGGCCGGGACUGCGGGGUGCGAGCCUGCCCGGGCGACUGCCGUGGGCGCGGGCGCUGCGUGGACGGCCGCUGCAUAUGCAACCCGGGUUUCGCGGGCGACGACUGCGGGAGCCGUCGGUGCCCCGGGGACUGCCGCGGGCGCGGCCGGUGCGAGGACGGCGUGUGCGUGUGCGACGCGGGCUACCAGGGCGAGGACUGCGGGGCGCGCAGCUGCCCCGGGGGGUGCCGAGGCCGUGGCCAGUGCCUGGACGGGCGCUGCGUGUGCGACGACGGCUACGAAGGCGAGGACUGCGGCGUGCGGCGAUGCCCCCGCGACUGCAGCCAGCGCGGCGUGUGCCAGGACGGCGUGUGCGCCUGCUGGGAGGGCUACGCGGGCGAAGACUGCGGCCUCCGCACCUGCCCCUCCAACUGCCACGGGCGCGGCCGCUGCGAAGAGGGACGCUGCGUGUGUGACUCGGGCUACACUGGCCCCACGUGCGGCGUCCGCACCUGCCCAUCCGACUGCCGCGGCCACGGGCGCUGUGUGCAGGGCGUGUGCGUGUGCCACCCCGGCUACAGCGGCCCAGACUGCGGGCAGGACGAGCCUCCCGCCAGCGCCUGCCCAGGUGGCUGCGGGCCUAGAGAGCUGUGUCGAGAGGGCCGGUGCGUGUGCGUGGAGGGCUUCCGAGGCCCGGACUGCGCCAUCCAGACGUGCCCCGCGGACUGCCUCGGACGGGGAGAGUGUCUCGAGGGCAGCUGCGUCUGUCAGGAAGGCUAUGCCGGGGAGGACUGCAGCGAGGAGAUACCAGCCAUUGAGAACAUGAGGAUGCACCUCCUGGAGGAGACCACAGUUCGGACAGAGUGGACCCGGGGUCCCGGCACUGUGGAUGCCUAUGAAAUUCAGUUCAUCCCCAUGUUCUCUCUUUUGCAGACAGAAGGGAUGAGCCCCCCAUUCACAGCACGGGUACCCAGUUCUGCCUCAGCCUAUGACCAGAGAGGACUGGCCCCUGGUCAGGAGUACCAAGUCACUGUUCGUGCCCUUCGAGGGACUAGCUGGGGUCCUCCUGCCUCCAAGACCAUCACCACCAUGAUCGAUGGCCCCCAGGACCUCCGUGUGGUGGCUGUGACACCAACCACACUGGAUCUCAGCUGGCUACGUCCUCAGGCUGAGGUGGACAGAUUUGUGGUGUCCUAUGUGAGUGCUGGCAACCAGAGGGUGCGUUUGGAAGUGCCCCCGGAGGCAGACAGGGCACUACUGACUGACCUGAUGCCAGGCGUGGAAUAUGUGGUGACUGUUACAGCAGAACGGGGCCCAGCAGUAAGCUACCCAGCUUCCAUCAGGGCCAAUACAGCGCCCGGCCACUACAGUUACCCGGAGGUGCGCCCCCCACCCCCUUCUCCUCAGCCACGUCCCGGGCCCCAACCAUCCCCUCCGCUGCUCCCCCCUCGGCCCCGUCGGCCCUCGCGCCCGGCGGAGGAAGUGGGGCCCGAGUCUCGGCUCCCGCCCAGCCCGCCGCAGCCCCCUCGCCGGCCUUGGGGCAACCUGACGGCCGAGCUGGGGCGCUUCCGCGGCUCGGUGCAGGACCUGGAGCGCCACCUGCGGGCCCGCGGCUACCCUCUGCGGGCCAACCAGACCUACACGGCGGUGGCGCGCCACAUCCACGAGUACCUGCUGCGGCGGCAGGCGGCGCCCCCCGCGCCUCCACCCCGCCGCCCCCACCCCACCGCCAGCCCCAACGCAGGCGCCAGGAAGCGGGACUCCAGCCAGGGCAGCUACGACAGGGGGACUGUACCCCGCCACCCCAAACCCGAGGUGCUAGGCUUUUCGGCUGACGGCACUCUGCUUGUGUCCCUCGACGGGCUCCGAGGCCACUUCGAGCGCAUGGUGCUGCGCUGGCGGCCCGAGCUGCCCGCAGACGGCCCCGGCGGCGAGCUGACCGUGCCCGGCACCAGUCGCACCGCCAGCCUGCCCAACCUCAAGCCUUCCACCACCUACCACGUGGAGGUCCACGGGGUGCGUGCGGGGCAGACCUCCAAGUCCUACGCCUUCGUCACCACCACAGGGUCUUCCCCAACUGGCUUCUUGGGGGCCACUGAUGAGCCUCCUCCCUCAGGUCCUUCAACGACUCAAGGGGCCCAGGCUCCCACCCUGCAGCAUCGCCCCCAAGAGCUGGGAGAGCUAAGGGUGCUGGGCAGAGAUAUGACAGGGCGCCUCCACGUGACCUGGACUGCCCAGCCUGACACCUUUGCCCACUUCCAGCUGACCUUACAAGUGCCCGAGGGGUCCUGGGUGCAUGAGGAGCUACUGCCUGGGGAUGUCCACGAGGCUCUGGUGCCCUCACCACCUCCUGGAGUCGCCUAUGAGCUGACACUUCAUGGGGUUCUCCCAAGUGGCGAGCCCUCUUCCCCCCUCACCUACCAUGGCAUUAAGGAGAAGCCCGAGAAGCCCGAGAAGCCCCUCACCCUACCACGCCUAGGGGAGCUGACAGUGACCGAUGCCGCCUCCAGCUCCCUGACCUUGCAUUGGACAGUCUCUGAGGGCGAAUUUGACUCCUUUGUGAUCCAGUACAAGGACAGGGAUGGGCCUCAGGUAGUUCCUGUGGAGGGGUCUCAGCGUGAGGCCCUUAUCACCAACCUGGAACUCAACCGCAAAUACAAGUUUGUUCUGUACGGGAUGGUGGGCAAGAAGAAGCACGGACCUCUGGUGGCUGAAGCUAAGAUCGUGCCUCAGAGUGAUCCCAUCUCAGAGACUUCACCCCGCCUGGGAAAGCUGUGGGUGACAGACCCCACCCCAGACUCUCUGCAUCUCUCCUGGACUGUUCCUGAGGGGCAGUUUGAUUCCUUCCUGGUCCAGUACAGGGGCAAGGACGGGCAGCCCCAGGUGAUUCCUGUGGAGGGGCCUGAGCGCUCUGCCACUGUCUCCCAGCUGGCCCCUGAUCACAAAUACAGGUUCACUCUGUUUGGGAUUGCCAACAGGAAGCGACAUGGCCCACUCAUGGCUGAGGGCACUACUGCUCCAGAGAAGAAACCUGGUCACCCAGAGCCCCUUGAACAGCCCCUGCUGGGGAAACUGACUGUGAAUGGUGCCACCCCAGACUCCCUAGUCCUCUCUUGGACCGUGGACCAGGGCUCCUUUGACUCCUUCAUGGUCCAAUACAAGGAUGCUCAGGGGCAGCCCCAGGCAGUCCCUGUCAGGGGGCAUGAGAACACAGUCACCAUCCGAGGCCUGGAGUCCAAUCGGAAGUAUAAAAUGAACCUCUAUGGCCUUCACGGCAGGCAUCGCGUGGGGCCUGUGUCUGUGGUGGCCAGCACAGCCCCCCAGGAGGUUAUGGAGACGCCCACAGAACCACCUAGCACUGAAGCUCCAGAGCCCCCUGAGGAGCCCCUCUUGGGGAAGCUGACAGUGACAGGAUCCUCCCAGGACUCCCUGAGCCUCUCCUGGACAGUGCCCCAGGGCCACUUUGACCGCUUCCUGGUCCAGUACAAGAAUGGAGACGGGCAGCCCAAGGUGGUGCGGGUGCCAGGGACCCAGGACUGGGUCACCAUCUCAGGCCUGGAGCCAGAUCACAAGUACAAGGUGAACCUGUAUGGCUUCCACAAUGGCCAGCGUGUGGGGCCCAUCUCUGCCACUGGGGUGACAGCCACAGAGGAAAAGACCCCCACAGAGACAGAGGUGACUCCCACUGAACCACCCAGCACAGAGGCACCAGAGUCCCCUGAGGAGCCCCUCCUGGGGGAGCUGACAGUGACAGGAUCCUCCCAGGACUCCCUGAGCCUCUCCUGGACAGUGCCCCAGGGCCACUUUGACCGCUUCCUGGUCCAGUACAAGAAUGGAGACGGGCAGCCCAAGGUGGUGCGGGUGCCAGGGACCCAGGACUGGGUCACCAUCUCAGGCCUGGAGCCAGAUCACAAGUACAAGGUGAACCUGUAUGGCUUCCACAAUGGCCAGCGUGUGGGGCCCAUCUCUGCCACUGGGGUGACAGCCACAGAGGAAAAGACCCCCACAGAGACAGAGGUGACUCCCACUGAACCACCCAGCACAGAGGCACCAGAGUCCCCUGAGGAGCCCCUCCUGGGGGAGCUGACAGUGACAGGAUCCUCCCAGGACUCCCUGAGCCUCUCCUGGACAGUGCCCCAGGGCCACUUUGACCGCUUCCUGGUCCAGUACAAGAAUGGAGACGGGCAGCCCAAGGUGGUGCGGGUGCCAGGGACCCAGGACUGGGUCACCAUCUCAGGCCUGGAGCCAGAUCACAAGUACAAGAUGAACCUGUAUGGCUUCCACAAUGGCCAGCGUGUGGGGCCCAUCUCUGCCUUUGGGGUGACAGAUGCAGUGGAAGAGACCCCCACCCCCACAGAACCACCCAGCACAGAGGCCCCAGAGCCCACUGUGGAGCCCCUCCUGGGGGAGCUGACAGUGACAGGAUCCUCCCAGGACUCCCUGAGCCUGUCCUGGACAGUCCCCCAGGGCCACUUUGACUCCUUCACCAUCCAGUACAAGGACAGGGAUGGACAGCCCCAGGUGGUGCGUGUCGGGGGCGAGGAGAGAGAGGUCACUGUGCAGGGCCUGGAUGCCGGGCGCAAGUACAAGAUGCACCUGUAUGGGCUGCAUGGUGGCCAGCGAGUGGGCCCUGCGUCCACUGUGGGUGUGACUGAAGAUGAGCCUUCUCCAGUCACUACGCCCCCCCUGGAGCCACGCCUAGGACAGCUGACAGUGACGAGCGUGACCCCCAGCUCCGUAGGCCUCUCGUGGACAGUCCCUGAGGGCAAGUUUGACUCUUUCGUGGUCCAGUACAAGGGCAAGGAUGGGCAGCCCCAGAUGGUCCCAGUGUCCAAAGACCAGCUCGAGGUCACUAUACCUGGCUUGGAGCCUGCACGCAAAUACAAGAUGAAUUUGUAUGGGCUGCAGAGUGGGCAGCGCGUGGGUCCCCUUUCCGUGGUCGCUAUGACAGCUCCUCUCCCCACAGUCCCAGCUACUGAGCCACCACAGGAGCCACAACUGGGGGACCUGACCGUGACUGACGUGACCCCGGACUCUGUGGGCCUCUUAUGGACAGUCCCGGGAGGUGAAUUUGACUCCUUCGUGGUCCAGUACAAGGACAAGGAUGGGCAGCCCCAGGUAGUGCCAAUGGCUGCAGACCAGCGUGAGGCCACCAUCCCGGGCCUGGAACCCAAUAAGAAAUACAAGUUUUUGCUAUUUGGAAUUAAAGAUGGGAAAAGAAGCAGCCCACUUUCAGUGGAGGCAAAGACAGUUGCCAGCCCAGGAACCACACCCCGUCUUGGGGAGCUGUGGGUAACAGAUCCCACACCAGACUCCCUGCACCUCUCCUGGACAGUCCCUGAAGGCCACUUCGACUCCUUUGUGGUCCAGUUCAAGGACAGAGAUGGGCCCCGGCUGGUGCCUGUGGAGGGCCAAGAGCGCUCAGUCACCAUCACCCCUUUGGACGCCAACCGCAAAUACAGAUUCCUCCUCUAUGGCCUGCUAGGCAAGAAGCGCUAUGGCCCCCUCACCGCUGAUGGCACCACAGAGAACCGUGGCUCUCAGGAUGAUACUGGAAUAAAGCGUCUCCCAAAACCACGUCUGGGGGAGGAACUGCAGGUGACCAGUGUGACACCAGACUCUGUGGAUCUCUCAUGGACAGUGACUGAGGGCCAUUUUGACUCCUUUGUAGUCCAGUACAAGGACAAGGAUGGGCAGCCUCAGGUUGUGCCUGUGGAGGGCAGCCUUAGGGAGGUCAGAGUGCCAGACCUGGACCCUGGCCGCAGGUACAAGCUGCUGCUUUAUGGGCUGCAUCAGGGCAAGCGUGUGGGACCUCUCUCCACCACUGCUGUGACUGGCCACAGGGAAGACAUUGGAACAACGACUUUGACCUCAAAUACUCCAGCACCUGAGGUGUUUCUGGGGGAGCUGACAGUGGUAGAGGCCACACCACAUACCUUGCAUCUCUCCUGGAUAGAGACUGAGGGAGAAUUUGACUCCUUUGAGGUUCAGUUCAUAGACCAGACUGGGAAACAGGAAGUCCUCACUGUAGGGGGUGACCAGAAAGACAUCACUCUCUAUGACCUGGAGUCAGACCACAGAUACUUGGUGAACUUGUAUGGUUUCCAUGGCCAGCAGCGUGUGGGUCCUGCCCAGGUGGAGGCUCUGACAGUGCUAAGAGAGGAAGAGGAUGAACCUUCUGAACCUCCCACCAUUUCCUCUGAGCCUCCCUUCAAGCCCCUUCUGGGGGAGCUGACAGUAACAGGAUCCUCCCAGGAUUCCCUGAGUCUCUCCUGGACCAUCCCUGAGGGCCAUUUUGACUCCUUUGUGAUCCAGUACAAGAAUGGGGAUGAACAGCCCAAGAUUGUGCAGGUGCCAGGGCACCAGAACUGGGUCACUAUCUCAGGCCUGGAGCCAGAUCACAAGUACAAGGUGAAUCUGUAUGGCUUCUAUAGUGACCAGCGUGUGGGGCCCAUCUCUGCUGUUGGGGUGACAGAUGCAGUCGAAGAGACUCCCAUCCCCACAGAACCACCCAGCACAGAGGCCCCAGAGCCCCCUGAGGAGCCUCUCCUGGGGGAGCUGACGGUAUCAGGAUCCUCUCAGGACUCCCUGAGCCUCUCCUGGACAGUCCCCCAGGGCCACUUUGACUCCUUCACCAUCCAGUACAAGGACAAGGAUGGACAGCCCCAGGUGGUGCGUGUCAGGGGCGAGGAGAGAGAGGUCACUGUGCGGGGCCUGGAUGCUGGGCGCAAGUACAAGAUGCACCUGUAUGGGCUGCAUGGUGGUCAGCGAGUGGGCCCCGUGUCCACUGUGGGCGUGACUGAACCUGAAGGUGAACCCACCAGCCCUCCAGUGAAGCCCCUCCUGGGGGAGCUGACAGUGACAGGAUCCUCCCAGGACUCCCUGAGCCUCUCCUGGACAGUCCCCCAGGGCCAGUUUGACCACUUCCUGGUCCAGUACAAGAAUGGAGACGGGCAGCCCAAGGUGUUGCGGGUGCCAGGGACCCAGGACUGGGUCACCAUCUCAGGCCUGGAGCCAGAUCACAAGUACAAGAUGAACCUGUAUGGCUUCCAUGGUGACCAGCGAGAGGGCCCCAUCUCCACUGUGGGUGUGACUGGAAAGGAUGAAGAAAUGACUCCAUUCCCAACAGAUGGACCUACUACUACCCCUGAGCCUCCCUUUAAGCCUCACCUAGGGGAGCUGACAGUGACAGGAUCCUCCCAGGACUCCCUGAGCCUCUCCUGGACAGUCCCCCAGGGCCACUUUGACCGCUUCCUGGUCCAGUACAAGAAUGGAGACGGGCAGCCCAAGGUGGUGCGGGUGCCAGGGACCCAGGACUGGGUCACCAUCUCAGGCCUGGAGCCAGAUCACAAGUACAAGGUGAACCUGUAUGGCUUCCACAAUGGCCAGCGUGUGGGGCCCAUCUCUGCCAUUGGGGUGACAGAUGCAGUGGAAGAGACCCCCACCCUUACAGAACCACUCAGCACUGAGGCCCCAGAGCCCUCUGAGGAGCCCCUCCUGGGGGAGCUGACAGUGACAGGAUCCUCCCAGGACUCCCUGAGCCUCUCCUGGACAGUGCCCCAGGGCCAGUUUGACCGCUUCCUGGUCCAGUACAAGAAUGGAGACGGGCAGCCCAAGGUGGUGCGGGUGCCAGGGACCCAGGACUGGGUCACCAUCUCAGGCCUGGAGCCAGAUCACAAGUACAAGGUGAACCUGUAUGGCUUCCACAAUGGCCAGCGUGUGGGGCCCAUCUCUGCCACUGGGGUGACAGCCACAGAGGAAAAGACCCCCACAGAGACAGAGGUGACUCCCACUGAACCACCCAGCACAGAGGCACCAGAGUCCCCUGAGGAGCCCCUCCUGGGUGAGCUGACAGUGACAGGAUCCUCCCAGGACUCCCUGAGCCUCUCCUGGACAGUGCCCCAGGGUCACUUUGACCGCUUCCUGGUCCAGUACAAGAAUGGAGAUGGGCAGCCCAAGGUGGUGCGGGUGCCAGGGACCCAGGACUGGGUCACCAUCUCAGGCCUGGAGCCAGAUCACAAGUACAAGGUGAACCUGUAUGGCUUCCACAAUGGCCAGCGUGUGGGGCCCAUCUCUGCCUUUGGGGUGACAGAUGCAGUGGAAGAGACCCCCACCCCCACAGAACCACCCAGCACAGAGGCCCCAGACCCCCCUGUGGAGCCCCUCCUGGGGGAGCUGACAGUGACAGGAUCCUCCCAGGACUCCCUGAGCCUCUCCUGGACAGUCCCCCAGGGCCACUUUGACUCCUUCACCAUCCAGUACAAGGACAGGGAUGGACAGCCCCAGGUGGUGCGUGUCGGGGGCGAGGAGAGAGAGGUCACUGUGCGGGGCCUGGAUGCUGGGCGCAAGUACAAGAUGCACCUGUAUGGGCUGCAUGGUGGCCAGCGAGUGGGCCCCGUGUCCACUGUGGGCGUGACUGAUGCAGUGGAAGAGACCCCCACCCCCACAGAACCACCCAGCACAGAGGCCCCAGAGCCCACUGUGGAGCCCCUCCUGGGGGAGCUGACAGUGACAGAAUCCUCCCAGGACUCCCUGAGCCUCUCCUGGACAGUCCCCCAGGGCCACUUUGACUCCUUCACCAUCCAGUACAAGGACAGGGAUGGACAGCCCCAGGUGGUGCGUGUCGGGGGCGAGGAGAGAGAGGUCACUGUGCAGGGCCUGGAUGCCGGGCGCAAGUACAAGAUGCACCUGUAUGGGCUGCAUGGUGGCCAGCGAGUGGGCCCCGUGUCCACUGUGGGUGUGACUGUGGCCCAUGACAUUGUGGAGAAGACCCCCACCCCUACAGAACCACCCAGCACAGAGGCACCAGAGUCCCCUGAGGAGCCCCUCCUGGGUGAGCUGACAGUGACAGGAUCCUCCCAGGACUCCCUGAGCCUCUCCUGGACAGUCCCCCAGGGCCAGUUUGACCGCUUCCUGGUCCAGUACAAGAAUGGAGACGGGCAUCCCAAGGUGGUGCGGGUGCCAGGGACCCAGGACUGGGUCACCAUCUCAGGCCUGGAGCCAGAUCACAAGUACAAGGUGAACCUGUAUGGCUUCCACAAUGGCCAGCAUGUGGGGCCCAUCUCUGCCUUUGGGGUGACAGAUGCAGUGGAAGAGACCCCCACCCCCACAGAACCACCCAGCACAGAGACUCCAGAGCCCCCUGAGGAGUCCCUCCUGGGGGAGCUGACAGUGACAGGAUCCUCCCAGGACUCCCUGAGCCUCUCCUGGACAGUCCCCCAGGGCCACUUUGACUCCUUCACCAUCCAGUACAAGGACAGGGAUGGACAGCCCCAGGUGGUGCGUGUCGGGGGCGAGGAGAGAGAGGUCACUGUGCAGGGCCUGGAUGCCGGGCGCAAGUACAAGAUGCACCUGUAUGGGCUGCAUGGUGGCCAGCGAGUGGGCCCCGUGUCCACUGUGGGCGUGACUGACUCUGAAACUGUGACUACUCAAGUCUCACCCACCACUACCUCUGAGCCUCCCUUCAAGACUCUCCUAGGGGAACUGACCAUAACUGAUACCACCCCAGACUCUCUGAGCCUCUCCUGGACUAUCACUGAGGGCCAGUUUGACCGCUUCCUGGUCCAGUACAAGAAUGGAGACGGGCAGCCCAAGGUGGUGCGGGUGCCAGGGACCCAGGACUGGGUCACCAUCACAGGCCUGGAGCCAGAUCACAAGUACAAGGUGAACCUGUAUGGCUUCCACAAUGGCCAGCGUGUGGGACCCAUCUCUGUCUUUGGGGUGACAGAUGCAGUGGAAGAGACCCCCAUCCCCACAGAACCACCCAGCACAGAGGCCCCAGAGCCCCCUGAGGAGUCCCUCCUGGGGGAGCUGACAGUGACAGGAUCCUCCCAGGACUCCCUGAGCCUCUCCUGGACAGUCCCCCAGGGCCACUUUGACUCCUUCACCAUCCAGUACAAGGACAAGGAUGGACAGCCCCAGGUGGUGCGUGUCGGGGGCGAGGAGAGAGAGGUCACUGUGCGGGGCCUGGAUGCCGGGCACAAGUACAAGAUGCACCUGUAUGGGCUGCAUGGUGGCCAGCGAGUGGGCCCCGUGUCCACUGUGGGCCUGACUGCUUCCCUGCCCACAGAGCCCCCUGUGGCACUUAGCCUGGGGGAGCUGACUGUGGUCUCUGUGGCCUCAGACACAGUGCACCUCUCAUGGACAGUGGCCCAGGGCCCCUUCGAUUCCUUCCUGGUUCAGUAUAAGGACUCCCAGGGGCAGCCCCAAGCAGUUCCUGUGGAUGGAAGCCUCCGUGAGGUCAUCGUCUCUGGUCUGGACCCUGCUCGCAAGUACAAGUUCCUACUCUUUGGACUCCAGGAUGAGAAAAAGCAUGGCCCUGUAUCUACAGAGGCUAAAACCCUCCCAGACAAAAAACCUUCUCCCCGCCUGGGCGAUUUGACCGUGACUGAUGUCACCCCAGACUCUGUGGGCCUCUUGUGGACGGUCCCAGAGGGAGAAUUUGACUCCUUCGUGGUCCAGUACAAGGACAAGGACAGGCAGCCCCAGGUGGUGCCGGUGGCUGCAGACCAGCGCAAAGUCACCAUCCCAGGCCUGGAACCCAAGAAGAAAUACAAGUUCCUGCUCUACGGGCUGGCAGGCAGGAAGCGGCUGGGCCCAGUCUCUGCUGAGGGCACCACGGCUCCCCUGGAGAAGGAGCUUCCACCCUUGCCCCGCCUGGGGGAGCUGACACUGACAGAUGAGACCCCAGAUUCCAUCCAUCUCUCAUGGACUGUAGCCCAAGGCCCCUUUGAUUCCUUCGUGGUGCAGUACAGGGGUACAGACGGGCAGCCUCGGGCUGUGCCUGUGGCUGCAGACGAGCGUGAGGUCACCAUAGAGGGCCUGGAGGCUGGCAAGAAAUAUAAGUUUCUGCUCUUUGGGCUUUUCAGAGGGCAACGCCUGGGCCCCAUCUCUGGCCUGGGAGCAACAGCUUCAGCAGAGGACACCCCAAUUCCUGGGAUCCCUGCCACAGAGGCCCCUGAAGGACCCCGCCUGGGGGUACUGACUGUAAACAGUGUGGCCCCAGAUGCCCUGCGCCUCUCCUGGAGUGUGGCCCAGGGUGUCUUUGAGUCCUUUGUGAUCCAGUAUCGGGACACAGAUGGGAAGUCUCAGGCCUUGCUCGUGGAUGGUGACCAGAGCACGGUCCUCGUGUCAAGCCUGGAGCCCAGCACCCCCUACAUGUUCUCUCUGUAUGGCCUCCAUGGAGGGAAGCGCCUAGGCCCCAUCUCAGCAGAGGGCAUCACAGGGCCAGCACCGCCUGCAGGUGAAAUCCCAGGGGAGCCUCGGCCACGCCUGUCCCAGCUGUCAGUGACUGAUGUGACCACCAGCUCACUGCGGCUCAACUGGGAGGCCCCACCUGGCGCCUUUGACUCCUUCCUGCUCCGCUUUGGGGUCCCAUCACAGAGCAGUCUGGAGCCCUACCCACGCCCCCUGCUCCAGAGGGAGCUGACAGUGCCAGGGUCACGUCGCUCAGCUGCAAUUAGGGACCUGAGGCCAGGGACCCUAUACAACCUCACACUGUACGGGCUACGUGGACCCCACAAGGCCGACAGCAUCCAAGGAAGCGCCCGCACCCUCAGCCCAGUUCUAGAGAGCCCGCAUGACCUCCAAUUCAGCGAAAUUGGGGAAACUUCAGCCAAGGUCAGCUGGACGCCCCCACCAUCCAGAGUGGACAGCUUUAAAGUCUCCUACCAGCUGGCAGAUGGAGGGGAACCACAGAGCGUGCGGGUGGAUAGCAGAGCUCAAACCCAGACACUCAAAGGGCUGGCCCCAGGCACUCGCUACGAGGUGACUGUGGUCUCCAUCCGCGGCUUUGAGGAGAGCGAGCCUCUCACAGGCUUCUUCACCACAGUUUCUGAUGGCCCUACUAAGUUGCAAGCACUGAACUUGACAGAGGGAUCCACUGUGCUGCACUGGGAUCCCCCACAGAACCCAGUGGACACAUAUGAUGUCCAGGUCACGGCACCAGAGGCCCCAUCUCUCCAGGCCUCAGCCCCUGGCAGUGCUGUGGACUAUCCCCUGAGUGGCCUGGAGCUCCACACCAACUACACCGCCAUGGUGAGGGGCCUCCGAGGCUCAAACUUCACCUCCCCGGCCAACAUCACCUUCACCACAGGGUUGGAGGCCCCCCGGGACUUGGAAGCCAAAGAAGUGACUCCCCGCACAGCCCUGCUCACUUGGACUGAGCCCCCAGACCCACCAACUGGCUACCUGCUCAGCUUUAACACCCCUGGGGAACAGACCCAGGAGAUCCUGCUCCCAGGAGGGGUCACCUCUCACCGGCUGCUGGGCCUCUUCCCCUCUACCACCUACAAUGCAUUUCUUCGGGCUGUGUGGGGCGAGAGCUUCUCUCCACCCAUGCCUACCUCCUUCACCACAGGAGGAUUGAGGAUCCCCUUCCCCCGGGACUGCGGGGAGGAGAUGCAGAAUGGGAUCAGCACCUCAAGGACCACCACCAUCUUCCUCAAUGGCAACCGAGAGCGGCCCCUGGAUGUGUUUUGUGACAUGGAGACCGACGGGGGUGGUUGGCUGGUGUUCCAGCGCCGCAUGGAUGGAAAGACGGACUUCUGGAGGGACUGGGAGGACUAUGCCCAUGGUUUUGGGAAUAUCUCCAGGGAGUUCUGGCUGGGCAACGAGGCCCUGCACAGCCUGACGAGCUCCGGUGACUACUCAUUGAGAGUGGACUUGCGGGCUGGGGAUGAGGCUGUGUUCGCCCAUUAUGACUCUUUCCGAGUGGACUCAGCUGCUAAGUACUACCAGCUCCACCUAGAGGGCUACCAUGGCACUGCAGGGGACUCCAUGACCUACCACAGCGGCAGUGUCUUCUCCGCCCGUGAUCGAGACCCUAAUAACUUGCUCAUCUCCUGCGCCGUCUCUUACCGUGGAGCCUGGUGGUACAGGAACUGCCACUAUGCUAACCUCAAUGGGCUCUACGGGAGCACAGUGGACCACCAGGGAGUGAGCUGGUACUACUGGAAGGGCUUUGGGUUCUCAGUGCCUUUCACGGAAAUGAAGCUGAGACCAAGAAACUACCACCCUCCUGCCUGGGGAGGCUGAGCCUCUGCUCACUGCUCCCGCUGCCCAGUUCUGACUGCCGAGCACUGAGGGGUCCCCUCCCCCCACCAAGGAUGAGCCUGGAGCCACCUACAUCAUCCAGCCACAGGAGGAGCCUUCACCCCAUCUCACUGCACUAUGUUUACAGAGGGGAGGGAGGGGGGUUUACAAGAGCAAUAAAAGUUGAAACUGAG
Messenger RNA from Erinaceus europaeus (western European hedgehog), 14851 nucleotides. It is a transcript of the gene TNXB, whose product is annotated as tenascin XB. Gene Ontology annotation, molecular function: protein binding. The transcript is spliced from 48 exons. The record is from RefSeq and is a predicted model, not a curated record. The coding region runs from base 198 to 14660 and encodes 4820 amino acids. NCBI's taxonomy places the organism in Eukaryota, Metazoa, Chordata, Mammalia, Eulipotyphla, Erinaceidae.